Pogona vitticeps (central bearded dragon) is the source of this 3144-nucleotide messenger RNA. The record is from RefSeq and is a predicted model, not a curated record. Lineage: Eukaryota; Metazoa; Chordata; Lepidosauria; Squamata; Agamidae.
UGCAGGUGACCUCACAGCUGCCCAAGGUCCGGAAGCGCCCUCGGAGGAUAGAAGUGCCACUUGAGACCACCUUCUGGCAACUGUGGACGGGCGCUGACCUGCUGGACGAGAGCAAAAGUUUUAUCCGAGACGGGUCUCGGCCGCUUCCUUCCAUCCGAUCCUGUUCCACAGCCAACGGCUCCGACAUGCAGAUUCUUUCUACUCUGGACAAGGGUGAAAUAUCUGCACCGUAUUCUCAGGAAAGCUGCUUUUCUGAAGACGGCAGCCAGUCCUCCGUUGGAGAGCUUCUGUCUGUAACCGCUCUGGGAAGUGACUCCUCACUCAACCAGAUACUCUUCGAAAGUACUCCCGAGGGCCAGUCCUCUAUGGAUCAGGUUCUGCUUGAAUCUGUCCCACAAGGUGGGUCGCUUUUAAAGCAACAGGACCCCCUGAAUCUGCUGCUACCCACUGAGCCACGCCUGACGGAACACGUUCCGCCUGAACCGCUUCCACCAGCACCAAAUGACUUGGGGGAUGCCUCUCCAGCCGGAAGGCGUUUAUCAGGAAAGGAUAUCUCUGAGAGACCUCCACCACCCUCACCGCCUUUGGCCCAGCGAACUCCCUCAGGACUUCUUCCGCCUCCAAACUCACCAUUGCAACAGCAGGACCUGGCAGAAGAUGUCCCCACCCCUCAUGCAGAACGUCGUGAACCGUCUGAGACGCUUGUCACGUCUGAGCAAGACCGGCCGCAACCAGUCCCACCGUCGGCCAGCUCAGCUUUUCCAGAACAGAGUUCUUCUGAACCGGACCUGUCGACAGAACCUCAUGCGGGAGAGUGUGGUGUGGAUGAGUCUUCUCUGCCCAUCUGUUCGCCUUCAGAGGAAGAAGAUCUGCCCAACGCUUUCCCAAAAACUGGAUCCCCUGUUGUCAAACAGGACCCAUUGGAACUCGUGGCAGAGGCCAGCCCAUCAUCUCAAGGGCUGGAUUUGUCAGAGUGUCCUUCACUAACUCGAUCUCCUCCAGAAGAUGCCCUCGGGGCGGGUUUGUGGAGCGGUUGUCUUGCAGCUGAGGCUUCUGAAGACCCAGCUCCACCAGGCAGCUCAGUUUCACAAGCGCAGGAUCUGAGAGAACCCGUCUCUUUAACUGAACCCUCCGGAGGGGAGCAGGAUCUCUCUGAACCUCUUCCUCCCAUCCACUUCCUCCCAGCAGAAUCUCUUGCUUUACCUUUCUUAUCUGUACAAGGAGAGCAUCCUCCUGAGUUUGGCCCACCAGGUGGACUUCUUGCAGGUGAAGAGGGCUCAGUUGGGUCUCCUUCAUCUUCAGCUGAUCCUUCUGCACCAGGAAGAUCCCCUCCAGAGGAUCAGCAUGGGUCGGAACCUGCGCCGCCUGCUAGCUCAGUAUCCCAAGAACCAAAUCAGACAGAAGCCGAACCACAGACCACAGAGUGGCCUCCAGAGCCGAAGGACUCCUCCACCAAGCUUCUUCCACCAACCAGCUCCAGCCAGGAGACCCCGGUGGUGGACAACCUUCCACCUCGCAGGCCCUCCACAGCCCCAAAGAGUUCACUGCAGCUUCUUUCACCCUCCCGGUCAUCUUCCAGUGAGCUUUAUCAGUUGUUUGCCCGAAUCCAGCCAGAAGCUGUUCCUUCAAGACUUUACGAUGAACUUUCCACUGAUACCGAAAUGCUGAGCAGCAGCGCGGAGUCGUUGGCGGCAGAGACGUCGCAAUCCUUCUUCAUGACCCAGGUGGACGAUGCCUCCAGUCCCCUUCUGGAACCGACGGAGCAGCCGAGCAAAGACCAGUUGACCGGCCCCUCCCACGCCGUGCCUGAGAAAUACAGAGGUUACGAGGAGCUGCUCGGGGGAGACCCUGGCCCCGACUUCAUUGAGCCCGUGGGGAUACAGCACCAUGUCCAAGCUCUGGAGAAAGCUCUCCGUUACCCACGGGUGUACCGCGACUCAAAGGCCAGGCUUGACAGCUUCCAGAAGCCCUACGUACCUGCUCCAAAGAAGGUCCCAAGGGUCCCCCCUCAGCAGCCUCGAAAGGACAAGGCCGAGCGGCUGGAAGAAAUCCUCCUGAAGAUGAGACAGCCCACCAACAUUGUCCAUAUACCUUUAGUGUGCGUCUUGCGGAAGAAGAAGGAAAACUGGCGCCAGUAUCGGGAGGCCUUGGCUCUCCUGAAGGAAUUCCGAGAGGAGUAUAAAGUCACCGUGGCCUCCUGCAGGGAGGACAGCGAGUCCAAAACAAGUAAGAAGCUUGUCGGCGCUGAUCAGGGGACUCCAAGUCAGAUGCUUGGACCUCUUCCUGAAAUCACGGUGAGCGAGCCCGAAGUGGAGGAACCGCCAGCAGAAGUGGGGCCGCUCGCCGAAGACUUGGAAGCCGAAGACCUGGAAGAGUCACCCAGUCCGGAAGACUAAGAACGAUCGCUGCAUAAAGAACUGGGGCACAGUUACUUCCAGCGAGACCUGGCAUGUUGACCCAUCUGGAGUCCCGGAUUCAGAAACGGCAAGAGAAAAAAAUGGAUGAAAACGAGCAAGGAUACCCUGAAAGGGAGUUUUGGAACCAUUUCUCCACCUUGAUCUUGCAGCCUUGCAUCCCUACAGAAGGCGGAAACUGUGGAAUAAAAAGCUCCUGUAUGGCCAGGUCUGUGGUUUGAUGAAAUGGUUGCAGCCUAAGGCACCCCUUCCAGACAAGCCACUGAUGGAGACGGGGCUGAAUGAUGGCCGUGGUUGACCAGGGGAGGCUUCGACAGACGUGAGGGGUUCAGCCACAUAGGCCACCACAUUUCCUGUGCCUUAGUAUAGGACAGUGAGGACCACCAUCACACCCUUACCUGGUGGAUUCAUAAAGAUCAUCCUGCUUCUUUUUUGGUUGCCUUAAACCACGCAAGUCAAGGAUUGGCCCAGAACAAGUCUGUCCUGUAAACAUGUCUUUUACUAGGCAGUUGUAUUCCCUUUCUCGCUUGCUUUUGAGGCAUUUAAAGGCCCUUUUCUGUCAGGGUGUGGCUUUAGAGAAGCAAUGAAAUUAAAUGUUUAAUCUUUAAGAAGUCUGUGCAUUUCACGGACUGGUGUAUGUACCAGAUUUCCCUCCCAAUGUACUUUUUUAAACUAAAGACAACAAACAAAUCAAGGUGUUUUUUUCACAUCACGGUUAAUUGGCCUGCUU